UAUUGCUUUUCAAUAGAGAAGCGGUGUCUCACUUUUGUUGUAUGACAGACAAUACACCUUGAAGAAUCAAACACUUUAUGAUGGGAGGUCAUCAGUCAUCUUGUUCUUUGUUUUGCAAGCCGUCUUUCGAGCAAUAGCUCCUUCCGAUCUUCCUGCUUCAGCCUGGGCUGUUGUUCGGUGCCUCAUAUGACGGUAGCGAUACCUUGUUAAUGCUCAACAGACAUUUCCGCCUACUUCUUUUUGACAUGGCGAGUUUUAGGAGAGCUGUGUGUCUGCCAGGAAGUUCUGGGAGCAAUGGAGACAGUUAGCAAUCCCAUCUUUCCAUCUCCCAUGUGUUUCCUGGCCUGGUAGCGUCUAUUUAAUUUCCCCUGACCCUUCAGAUGUACCACCCCCAGCGUUGUCUCACAAUUAGUUUACAAUUCGACCCAAGUCUUAAGUCUCUUCUUUUUAAGCUUCGCAAGGCUCGGCAACAAAAACGAGUCGAAGAUGCGCCUCAUCCCUGUGUUGGGCUUCCUCCUUACGGCAGUCGAAGGGCUCCGCACAGGAAGGGGUAGUCCUCUCCUGCGUCCGGGCAUCUCGAAACACAUCAACAAGGUCGACAAAUCGACUGCUGCUGUGUUUCCUGACCCUCAAGACAAGCCGUUUCCCAAGCACAAUUUUCUGAACGCCAACAGCGCGAAAUUUGCCGUCAAUGGCACCGCCAUUCCCGAUCUCGACUUUGAUGUUGGCGAGUCCCGGGCUGCUCCUCUUUCGAGGGUCUUCUACAAGAACAUCGUCCCUUCCUUUGGCCACCAGGGACUCUAA
Podospora bellae-mahoneyi is the source of this 804-nucleotide messenger RNA. RefSeq lists its product as uncharacterized. The transcript has 4 exons. The record is from RefSeq and is a predicted model, not a curated record. Bases 487 to 804 code for a protein of 105 amino acids. NCBI's taxonomy places the organism in Eukaryota, Fungi, Ascomycota, Sordariomycetes, Sordariales, Podosporaceae.